AUGAGCACCAUCCCAGUUUCGGAUGAAGAGAACUUUGACUUGCUUGCCUUGGCCUUGUUUGGAGUGAAUGCAAGCCCGAGUUGCCGAACCCCACCCCAUUGGACCGACACCCAGUACGGCAAGAGUUGGCUUAUAUGUUGGAUACCAUUCCUGCCAGGAUGUGUGAAUGCAUGCGGAGUAUCAUGCCGUUUCAGCAUGGAUGUACGAUGCACCCGAAACGUGGCAGCAUUGUCCUGUGCAGUCACCGUAAACACUACGGGCCAGUGUCCUGAACCUGCUAUUUCGUGUAAAAAAAAUAUGUUUGAAUGCGUGUUUUGCAGUGGUUUUUGCGAGGACUCAGAUGCAUCACCAUGA
Molecule: messenger RNA, 354 nt
Organism: Durusdinium trenchii
Lineage: Eukaryota; Dinophyceae; Suessiales; Symbiodiniaceae
Source: the annotation of a GenBank genome assembly